AACGCGAAGCUAGCUUCAACUUUCAACAGUCUCUGUUUCAAUCCUUGACCCGGCCCCCUACAUUCUUCCUCCCAUUUCAUGGCCAAAACGCCGGCCAAGCGCCUAAAAAUAACUGACAGCCACCGACAUCCGCCCCUCAUACACGGGCUCCCUGAUCAUAUCGCCCAACUCUGCCUCUCCCAUGUCCACCCUUCCUUGCUCUACUCCGUUUGCCACUCAUGGCGGCGCGUGCUUUACUCUCCUUCUUUUCCUCCUUUCUUCUCUUUGUACGCUCUGUUUUCUACGGAUCAGUGUCUUGCAAAUUCCAUCCACUUUUUUAGCUUUGAUCCCUUCUCCUCCAAAUGGGACCCUCUUCCCCCACCACCGCCGGACCCUCCUCUUCGUCUUCUCCACCGUCAUCCCUCUUUCUUAUCCCGGAAUCUCCCUAUCCAAUCAAUUUCCGUCUCGGGUCAUCUUGUCCUCCUAGCUGCUUCCACCCACGAUUUUUUUCCUGCCCUGUCUUGCCCUUUAAUCUUCAGCCCGAUUUCUCGUUCUUGGACGUUCGGUCCUCGGCUCGCUACUCCCCGUCGCUGGUGCGCUGCAGGGGCGUCUCGCGGCGUGGUUUAUGUGGCAAGUGGGAUUGGGUCGCAUUUUUCCAACGAUGUCGCCAGGUCAAUGGAGAAAUGGGACUCGAACUUGCAGCCCAAUAAGAUUUGCUAUGAAAAUCAUCGCCCCAAAUGGCGGUGGGAGAAGAUGAGGGGGCUCAAGGACGGAAAAUUCAGCAGAGACGCCAUUGAUGCAAUUGGCUGGAGAGGAAAGCUAUGUAUGGUGAAUGUAAAAGGGGAUGCAGCCAAAGAAGGCCUCGUCUACGAUGUAGAAAAAGACUUAUGGGAAGAGAUGCCGGAGGGGAUGUUAAUGGGGUGGAGAGGACCGGUGGCGGCCAUGGAUGAGGAAGUUAUGUACGUAGUAGACGAGAAAAAGGGUGUGGUAAGAAAAUAUGACGCAAAAACGGAUUCUUGGGAGGAUGUAAUGGAAUCCGGAAGGUUAAAAGGGGCACAGCAAAUAGCUGCCGGUGGCGGGAGAGUAUGCAUCGUUUGCGGCGACGGAGAGAUAGUGGUGGUGAAUGGGAAUAGGUAUAGGCCGUCUGCAGGGUAUUUAUAAAUCUAUAAUCUACUAAUAUCAAUUCCUGUUUGUGGAGGCAACCAAAAGAUCCGCACUUGUACUUGUGGGUCAAUUGGCUUUUAAGUUUUAAAGAAUAAUAUGUUUUUAAUUUUAAAAAUUGAGUUUAAAUUCCCUCACCUCAAAUAAAAUGAUGUAUUUUUA
Messenger RNA from Rubroshorea leprosula, 1302 nucleotides. The record is from the annotation of a GenBank genome assembly. NCBI's taxonomy places the organism in Eukaryota, Viridiplantae, Streptophyta, Magnoliopsida, Malvales, Dipterocarpaceae.